Messenger RNA from Phragmites australis (common reed), 1432 nucleotides. Its product is annotated as early nodulin-like protein 13. NCBI's taxonomy places the organism in Eukaryota, Viridiplantae, Streptophyta, Magnoliopsida, Poales, Poaceae. Gene Ontology annotation, molecular function: electron transfer activity. Gene Ontology annotation, cellular component: plasma membrane. Bases 657 to 1268 code for a protein of 203 amino acids. The record is from RefSeq and is a predicted model, not a curated record. The transcript has 3 exons.
UAAUUCGUUUCCGAUUCCCCGCAUUGGUUCACCGGUUGUAUCGGGAAGGCGUCGCCGACAUCUGGUUCUUUGCUUCUCUCCUACGUUUCCCCGCAUUGGCUGAGUUGAUCGGCUGCUACACGUCUUCCGUCCGCACCUGCUCUGAUCUAGUGCCGACGAUCGGCGGUGGAGUCCAUGGCGCAGCGAUCGCCACGACGAGUCCCGCUUCUUCCUCUCAGGCGACAUCAGCCUCCCGAUCGCCUUCCGCGUCCUCCACGCAGGCGCCGGCGACGCUCGCGCAUUGCUACAAGGUGCCAACUCACGCGCGCGCCACAGUCGGCCGCCCCUGCCGCAGAAAAUAAAUCUCACAUCCCUUACUAGUGGGCCCCACGCUGCAACGGUAAAGUCCAAAUCAGAAGAUGCGCUCAGCCUUCUACUCCGCUGGCUGCUGCCACCGGGGAAUUCGCCGCCGCCGGACACCACAGCAGUGACGCCACUCGUCCUCCCGAGCGUUCGAGCCCAACGGCUACUUUUGACCCGCUCCCCCUACUUAAACGCACCCCGUGCCGUCGCCUCCUUCCCCACCCGACCCGACCCACCUCCCUCGCGCUCCGGGACUGACAUCGCCGCGUGCUUGCUGUGCUUGCCUGUCUGGUGCUGUUUUCUCUCCUCCGACAAUGGCGUCGAGGGCGGCUCUCCUCCUCUGCGCUUCGGUGGUCUUUGCUGUGGCGGCGUGCUCGGAGGCCAGGGACUUCGUGGUCGGCGGCGCCAGCGACGGGUGGAAGGUGCCGGCGCAGCCCGACGCGCUCAGCAAGUGGGCCUCGGCUAACCGCUUCCACGUUGGAGACAACCUCGUGUUCAAGUUCGACGGCGCGGCGGACUCGGUGCUGGAGGUGUCCCAGGACGACUACAACGGCUGCAGCACGGCGACCCCGCUCGCCAUCCACAAGGCAAUCACCGGCGCCGCCACGGUGCCGCUGCCCCGCUCCGGCCCGUACUACUUCGUGAGCGGCGCCCCCGGGAGCUGCGCCAAGGGCCAGCGCCUCGUCGUCGUCGUAAUGUCCGAGAAGCACGGCCGAAGCCACCAGCGGGCCUUCUUCGCGCCGGUGCCGCCCCCCGCGCUCGCUCCUGCGCAGUCGCCGCUGGCCUCCGGGCUCGUUGAGGGCCCUGCCGCUGCGCCGGCGCCGUUGACCGGGGCGGCAGGGAGGACGUCUGCGGCCGCGAGGAGCGGCGCUCUGCUUCUUCUCGGCGCCGCCGUUCUUGGGGCCGUGUUGGUUGUUGGGUGGUAGUCGAAGUGUGGAAAGCUUUUCGUGUGGUGUUGGGAGAUUCUUUGAUUCGUCCUUUUGCUCUUAAGCCUAAAGAGGGAAAUAAUCUGCUUCUUCUGUCUGUAGAACAAGAGAGGUUGUUUCUGUCAAAGGAUCAAUCAUAAAUGGAUAAUUGACAGAUUAUGACC